This is a messenger RNA of Somion occarium, 1764 nucleotides long. The record is from the annotation of a GenBank genome assembly. NCBI's taxonomy places the organism in Eukaryota, Fungi, Basidiomycota, Agaricomycetes, Polyporales, Cerrenaceae.
AGGCGUCGUUUAUUUCGUUUCUUGACUUCCGUGACAUUGCUUUGCAUCUUGGAUACAUCUCUAGCCUUCCAGAAGAGCGUUUGCACUCUCAUGUGCACCAUUACGUUCUGAAAUAUUUACGGCGCAUGCGGAGUGGACCAGAACGAUAUCAACUCAGAAGCAGUAGUACAACCGACCACAGCACUAUAUUCGGAAUGCAUGGUAUACCUGAGGAGAGUGAUGCCGCCGAGUCUGAAGCUCUGCUUGACGACUUGAGUAAUAUCUCUGGCGAAGACAAACAAUCGCACAGGCGAAAGUUGAUACGCCGACUAGGACUGUCGUUCUUCCUCUUCGGUUUAAUCAAUAACGUACUCUAUGUUAUAAUCCUUUCCGCUGCACUUGACCUGGUGCCUCCCUCGACUCCCACAGGUAUCAUACUCUUCUGUAAUAUAGCCCCGUCUCUAGUUGCAAAACUCGGCUGGCCCUAUGUCCUCAAGGGCCGGAUACGAUAUUCCCGUCGGAUCCUGGGUUGCUGUUUGCUUAGUGUCGGUGGAAUGAUUGUUGUUGCUUUUUACGACAUUAUUUUCAUGAGACUGCUUGGAAUUUGCUUUGCGUCCUUUUCCUCUGGACUUGGUGAAUUGACGUUCCUACAGCUAUCUACAACCUUUCACCCGCCCUCCGUGGGUGGACGUAGUGUCAGUUACUUCGCGUCUGGAACAGGAGCUGCAGGUCUUGUAGGCGCAUCCAUCUGGUGGCUUGUUCGAGGAUUGGGAGUUCGCACAGGUGUCGGUGUCUCAUCGGUCCUGCCCGUCGUACUCCCAUUGACAUACCGGCUUUUAAUGCCCCGACCUUCCGCAUUUGCAUCGACUUCAUUCCCUUCUGAGGAACAAGAUUCUGCUGAUACCGUACCCUAUGUUCCAUUACCCACAGAUGACGACACCGGCAUAGAAGAUGGUUUGAUCUCCAAGGUUGCUCUAGGACUGUCUCCUAGUGAUAAGUGGCAGCUGGUGAAGCCGCUAUUGCCGAAGUACAUGUUACCUCUUUUUGUCGUGUAUCUGCUGGAAUACACUAUCAAUCAGGGAGUCGCACCUACCCUCAUCUACCCCGUACCAUCUCGUAACAAGUACUGGCUGUUGAGUCACAUCAUACACUCUGUCAGGGAUUACUACCCUUUGUGGCAGCUCGUCUACCAAGCAACAGUAUUCCUCUCGCGUUCUUCGAUAUCUUUCGGAUUGCCUCCACUUCCAGCACGUCUCUUACCCUUACCAGCCAUCCUUCAAGCAGCCGUUUUGAUGAUACUUACACUUGAAUCAGCACUGGGAAUCUUCGACCAUAAAUCGCAAGGUCUGAGCUUUACGUUUGUAUUCCUCCUCAUUAGCAUUGAAGGAAUAUGCGGUGGCUUGGCUUACGUAAACGUAUUCUACCGCAUCAAUCAAGAACAACACGAACACCCCACCAGCCGUGAUCCAGAACGAGCGAAGCAAGAGAGGGAGUUUAGGAUCGGGUCUAUCGGAUUCUCGGAUUCUACGGGUAUCCUGUUGGCGUCGUUGGUGUCAAUGCCUACUCAGGUCGAGUUGUGCAGAGCCCAGGUUGCGAGAGGAAAGACGCUAUGUAAGAGCCUGUAAUAUUUAAUUGAUUGUAUGGGUUUGGACUGUCCCUAUUAUUGCAUUUCCUAUCGUUCCGUCGUUGCAUGCCUCACACAAUAUGAUUAUUAAGUUCAACAUCCCUGGACAGUGGAAGUUACAGUACAGUACUUUCUGCUCGUCGUUGUCCAGUCCUCGGCCC